Dufourea novaeangliae is the source of this 1354-nucleotide messenger RNA. RefSeq lists its product as uncharacterized. Bases 1 to 1179 code for a protein of 392 amino acids. Gene Ontology annotation, cellular component: mitochondrion. NCBI's taxonomy places the organism in Eukaryota, Metazoa, Arthropoda, Insecta, Hymenoptera, Halictidae. Gene Ontology annotation, biological process: negative regulation of ATP-dependent activity. The record is from RefSeq and is a predicted model, not a curated record. Gene Ontology annotation, molecular function: ATPase inhibitor activity. The transcript has 5 exons.
AUGUCUUCGAACGCGACGACGGUGCUGCUGAAGAAGAGGGAACGGACGCAGAACUGGAUCCCGGAGGAGAAGAACGCUUUGUUCACGUUGAUCAAAGCGCACGUUAAUGCGAUCGAGAACAAGAAGGUCGACGCGGCCGCCUCAGCCAUGAAGAAUCUCGCCUGGCAACAGAUCCACUGUGACUUUCGGGGCAGAUUCUCCACGGACAGGGACAUCACUAGGAUAAAGGAGCAAUGGAGGAGGAUGAAGGCGCAGGCUAGGAUGGAGAUGCACACCUUUCUCGAGAAGGUGAAGAACACGGGUCCCGAAGAAGCAGCCAAGUGUCGGCCGUCGAACCUCUCGAUCGAGGUAUGGAAAUUGAUGGGCAGAGCGAGGAAAAACGACGUCGACGGCGAACGCUCGGACGAAAACAGUCAAGAAAGUCCGGAGAACUCCACGAAUCUGCAAGCGAUCCUGGACAAGCUGACGGCCACCUCGCCGGAAAUGCCAGUUAACGAAAUUAAAGUCGAAGCGGAGAGCGACGAGUACAAUACAGACGAAGAGAGCCGAGCGGAACUUUUCAGAAAGAAUUCGGACGGCCUGGAACGGAAACGAGCACGGAUCUUCGAGGACGAGCCAAUGGAUCUAGCUGAACAAAAGCGAUGCAACGAGGACACCACGAUUCGCCACUUCGAUAAUGGUUUAGCCGGGUCUUCCUUGAGAGAAAGGUAUGGUCGGACGGGGGGUGAAGAAGAAACGAUUCAGAAGUCGAUAUGGUUGUAUGAAAUGGCCCAAAGAGAGCAUGAUUUGAAGCUGAACAUGCUGAACAUCGAGCUAAAACGCGCAGAAUUACAGAAACAGACGGCCAUUAACGAACUGAAGACAUCGGAGAUUAAGAAACAAUUGAUUGAGAGUCAAGCGGCUGAAUACUACAGCCAAAUGAGAAUGUCCGGAGAACGUGGAUCAGGUGCUGGCAAAGGAGGUGGUGGUGGUGGUGCUAUCCGUGACGCCGGUGGAUCAUUUGGUAAAAUGGAAGCAGCACAUGAGGAUCAGUAUUUCUAUAAUUUGCAAAAAGAACAGUUCCAGAAACUGAAGGAGGAUCUCCACGAUGAGAUCUCCUUCCACGAAGAACAAAUCAAACGCCAUCAAGAAGCUAUAAACCGCCACAAACAGAGAAUAACAGAUAUGAAUGAAAAAUAAAUUAAUCUUAUUGAUUUAAUAUUCCUGAUAUCCAAUGAGUGUGAUUAUGUCCCUCAUAAUGAUAUAACAGUUAUACUUUGCAGAUAGUAACGAUGGUAGUCAUCAUGUCUGUACCUUUUUUUUAAUUACAGUGUUACAUAAUGAAAUAAAAUACAUUGAUUUUAAUACUUAUUAA